Molecule: messenger RNA, 5116 nt
Organism: Cyprinus carpio (common carp)
Lineage: Eukaryota; Metazoa; Chordata; Actinopteri; Cypriniformes; Cyprinidae
Biological process (GO): peptidyl-proline hydroxylation to 4-hydroxy-L-proline; cellular response to hypoxia
Cellular component (GO): cytoplasm; nucleus
Molecular function (GO): L-ascorbic acid binding; ferrous iron binding; peptidyl-proline 4-dioxygenase activity
Source: RefSeq, a predicted model, not a curated record
CGCUUUGUUCACUAAGGAUUGUAGGGACAGAAAUCACAGUGUUGCCUGUGUUAAAACGUUGUUUUUAGUAUUUUUUACCAUCUGAAAUGGGCGAGAGAACACUGGAAACUCUUUAUAAUCGCUGCUGGUCUUUUAUAGUGGCUGUACCAUAUAAAGACGCUCAUAAACCCGUGUCCAGGAAAUAAACAGCCAUGGAAAAUAGUUAAUCGUUAAUUCUGUAGUAAACCGAAGAAAAGGACCGUGUUUAUGGUGUGCUGUGAAAGUUUAGUGAGGAGCUCCGUGAUAACAGCGCCGCCAGGCAGGCAUGAGCAGAGCCGAUUCUGCAGAAAAUGAGGAUUGGACGUGAGCUACGUGCGCAUCCAGGAGUAGACGACAUGACAUGGAGAGACUGCAAAACACGGACCUUUUAAACACACGCGGACGCGAGAGUAUCUGUUCACCGCAAGAGAGAGUCACCAAUGGCUGUUGUGAGUCUCAGGCGGUGAGUACAAUGGUUCUGAACGCGACCACAGCAGAGGAGCUGCUGGCAGGACAUGCGUCCAGAUCUGGAUCCGGGAUCAAGCUUUUGAAGGAGUCCAAGAGCGGCUUGCCUUUGUAUAAUGGCGGAGGAGUGGUAACCCCUUCACCUACAGCAGAAGAAAGUUAUCAUGAUGUGCCGGCGCAGAUGCAAAGUGGGUGUUUACAUCUAAAUAGACCAGUGGAGACCCCCAAUGGGGGCCUCACAGCUAAUGGGGACAGGACUUUGGACAGGCCUUUGAAGAAGCCUUGUGGAGAUGUGCGAUUCAGACAACUCCUGCACCAGAGGAGAAAAGAUGAGGAAAACAAAGACUUUGGGGCCCAUGGUGGUUGUACCACAAUGGGAUCUGGCUCUAGCGGUUCUUCGGAAACGUCCCAUGGACCGGACCCUCUGUAUCCUCCGCUUGAAUGCAAAAGGAGGAGGCUUGAAACGGACUCCGAAACAGACUCUAGUAAAAGCACACGGGCUGUUACGCCCCUCGUAACCAAUUACCAACACAAAAACGGUGGCGUUCCCAGCACCAUGUCAUCCCCUGGUUGGGUCCAUCACAAUGGGCACAAAGUUGCAGUGAACCAUGCAUCCCCUGGCCAGGCCGAGGUGCGGUCCGCGCCGCCUGCGGUGGCCACCAGUGCAGGCUGGUCUCCAGAGCACAUGGCUCAGCAGUACAUAGUUCCUUGUAUGAAGUUCUACGGCAUUUGUGUUAAAGAUGGCUUCCUGGGGGAUCGACUGGGGAGUAAGGUUCUGGAAGAAGUGGAGACUCUAAAUCACAGCGGGAAGUUCAGAGGAGGCCAGUUGGUCAGCCAAAAAAACAUCCCAUCUAAGAACAUCCGUGGAGACCAGAUAGCCUGGGUCGAAGGCAACGAGCCCGGCUGCGAGAACAUUGGAAGCCUCAUGGCUCACGUUGACGAGGCCGUCAUGCGCAGUGCGGCCAAUGGACAGCUGGGGAAUUAUGUCAUAAAUGGCCGCACCAAGGCCAUGGUUGCAUGUUAUCCUGGAAACGGAGCAGGAUAUGUGCGGCAUGUGGACAAUCCGAACGGCGACGGACGGUGCAUAACCUGCAUCUACUAUCUGAACAAGGACUGGGAUGCCAAGGUUCAUGGAGGUUUAUUGCAGAUCUUCCCUGAAGGUCGUAAUGUUGUAGCCAACAUCGAGCCUUUCUUUGACCGUCUGCUCAUUUUCUGGUCCGAUCGCCGGAACCCACAUGAGGUGAAACCAGCUUUUGCCACUCGCUACGCCAUCACUGUUUGGUACUUUGAUGCAAAGGAGCGAGCUGAAGCUAAGGAGAAGUACAGACUGGCUACAGGACAGAAAGGAGUUAAAGUGCCUGUCACUCAGAGCAGCAAGACCUGAAUCUCAGUAUUCGAGUGAACACUCAAGUGUGUCCUGGUUAUGUGUAUGGCGCCGCUUUCAAAGGAGAUGCAAAAGGCCCAACAAUCACGCCUCUUUCUCUGGCCUCAAACAUCCAACAAAACGUUUGAUUUGAUUGGGACUGUCUUGAAAUGGACAGCAUAAACCGAUAUAUCUCAGACUUGAUGGUCAUGACUCUGAAAGGCUAGCAGGAUUGGCCAAUUUUUCUACAGCAGAAACAUCACAAACAGACAUGCAUUACUUUAGUAUUUUGACGAAUUACUGUAUUUAAUAAGAAUUACAGUAUCUAAAAUCAGCCUACGCGUUACACCUCAGUGUGUAAGUGGGUAGAUGAGAUUUUCCAGUGGCCUUUGUCAUAUCCUGUUUAGCCCCAUGAAUGUGUAACCAGCUUAACACUGAGAUCUGACUUACACCAAAGCUCAGCUAGAUCAUGAAACCUGACAAAAUAACCAACAUUCCCAUUAUACAUGCAUGCUUCAGUGGACACAAUCCCUUACGAUUGAGCCUGAGCCCUAGGAAACAUUCAGGGUGAAUUCAUUCAGAAAAAAACAGCGCCCUCUGAUGGCGUCAGUUUUCGCGCAAUGCUUUGCUGCAGGAAUUACGCAAAUCCGGUAAUGUGGAAAGCAAAUUAGCUUGCCAUGGUUUCUCAGUUUGCAGCAGACUUUAGGGCUGUUCACAUGGGAUGUAUUUUUGCGCUGUUUUUUAAUAGUUGUCUUUGCCAGUUCUUCACAUCUCGGUGUAUUUUCUCUGUGUAGUUUCGCUUCACGAGAGUUGCGCUUUUAAGAUGCUGCGCUUUUAAGAAUAAAAAAGUAAUUUAACUUCAACUUAACAUCCAGACUGUGUCCCCUGUGAACAGCCCGAACCUCAAUUUGUUCUACUUCGCUUGGACUGUAAACUAAUGCACCAAUAAUAAAAUUAUGGCCAAUAAUGAAAAGCAAUAAUUAUUGUCUAAUUAUAAACCGAUAACCGAUAAAUGGAUAUAAAUAUUACAAUUCCAUACUAUUUUUUAAUAAUACAUUUAAAACGUAAAACACUAAAAACUGAAUUGAAUCAUUUUAAAUGCUAAAAGUGAAAUUUUGGUCUCACAACAUCAUAUUGUACAGUAUGAAAUAUGAUUACAUUUAACAGUUAUCAAAUUAUUAUUGUUUUUAAAGAAUUUCAAGUGUUGCAGCAAAGAAAAUGAAAUAUAAAAAAUGCAGAAAAUGAGCUGCACAAAUAAAUAUCCAAUAUCGAUUAAUUAAACAAUAUCUAAUAUCGGCAGAUACCCAAUAUGGCACCGAUAUAUUAUACAUUCCUAACUGUAACUGUAGGUCUAAAUUAGAGAUUCAUAUAUUUGAAUUGCAUGUAAAAUUUCCACUUAUUUGGAUUACAGUUUUAACAUAAACUAAUAAACUUAUUGGGAUGCAUAUCUGUCAGUCAUACAUAAAAUAAACACAUAAGAUUUAUGUAACAGCACUUAUAAACUGACUGUUUUAAAGAUACAAUAACCAGGUUUAUAUAUUUUUCAUGAAUAAAUCCAAUUUCUUUCAAUCUCAUACAUUUAAACUAACUAAAUAGUUGCUUGUUCUAAAUCUAGCCACGUUUUAACCAUGUUAACCAUACAUUUUGACUGAAUAAAUAUAAUAGUUUUUGCAAUGAACAGGUUUAUGCUGAUUCUAAGCAAAUUAAAUAAAUGCAUUUUCAUAAUAUAAUUGUUUUGAUAAGAUCAAAUAGUUAAUAAUAUAACUAUGCAAUGUGUUUUUUGUUUUACAUGAUUCUUCAUGAUUCAUUUAUGACUCACAAAUAUGCAUCACACUACAUUUAUUAGUUUGUUUGUGUUAAAAUUGCGUAAGCUUAAUGAAUGGAAAUUUUAUAGGUGUUUCAAAUAAAAUAAAUCUUAAAUUUAUGCCUAAAUGUUUUGCAGCAUCGAUGCCCUGCAGCAAUCCAUUCACCUGAAUCAGCUCUUCAAAAUGCUCCAGACUGCUCCAUCUCUGUAUAUCAGCCCGAUUUUAAUACUCUUCAUCAUCAUUUGAUGAAAUACUGCCUUUUAAAUAAAAUCCAGUUUACCUGCUUUCCAUAGAUGGCUACGAUAAGUGCUAUGGCCGCAAUCCAGAACAUUCUUCAGCCUCAUUUGCAUAGAAAAAAAGCUACAUCUGCCCAGAAAAUAGUGACAAGGACUAGCUGAUUUCACCCCUAAGUUUUCAGGUCAUAAUUUACAGCUAGUUAGAAUUUACAAAUGUAACAAAACAGGGUGACCUUUUUUAAUCUAGUGCAUUAGGCCGAUACUGCUGCAUGCUAUCUUGGCUUUAAAGGGUCUUUCUAUAAAGAUGCACUUACCUGAGAGCUGACAAUCUCCUCCCUGCCUCAGAGAGGCGCUGUACAGCUAAAUUGAUCAAUAUGGGGCUCUCCUCAAAUUAUGGCAACAGUUCUUACAGGUGACCUGGAACAUACAACAGCCUCAUUCUAUCAGGUGUCCACACAAGCACUACCCUUGUGCCUACAUCUCCCAGAGGGCAUUGCAAGUUCAUCAGGUGCUUAUAAGAUGUCUAUGUUCUGAAUGGAACACUGUACACAACUUGUAAGUUUUAAAAAAAACAAGUAUGUGACAGUUUCCAAAGCUAAAUUUUAGUAGUAUGUUAAAUUGUCAUCAAAUGAACUCAUCAUCAUGCCAACAACCUUUUUGCUUUUUUAAUCAGGUUUGUGUAAUAAUGUCUCAAACUCUGAAUAAAUAUAUAUAUUUUAACAUUUGUAAAUAUAUUCAGAUGCAUCUGGCAUUACUUCCCAUUCAUUCGUCUCUCUGGAAAAAGAAGGUCAGGCACAAUGCAUUGUGGGUGCUGUGGUCCAUGCAGUGUGCUUUGGUCAAAUACUGCACAUUUUGGCCAAAGUUGUAGUAGGCCGUCCAGGUAUUCCAUGCAAACAUUUGCAUAGUAUGCAUGUACAGUAUACAUACUCUGUAUUGCUGAAACCGUAUGAGAGAAGUUUGCUAUUCUGAACAUAGUCACAAUCUGAGAACAGCACAGAACAGAUUUCCCAGCAUACUGUUCUAUUCUGUGCUUGAGUGCCAUAGAUGGCCAGAGAAGUGAGACAGUAAAGCACUUUAUCAUGUGUGAUGUGUGAAUGAGAAGCUAUGGAAAGAAAAUGCUUUGUGCCGUGUAACAGUAUGAAACAGAAUGAAUCAACUGAGAACAAAAACAUGUUUGCUUAAACUUUCUGAGUUUUGCAGUAUUUAAUUAAAAUGUGUCCAAUUUUGUA